AUGUCUCAAUUUACGGAGUGGUAUUACCAAGAUUGGGAGCAGCAGCUGUUGCACCUGGAUCAACCGCAUGCUUCGAACCCUGCCUUAAACGCUGACUUUGGCUACAAUAGCUUUCUCAUGAGCAAUGACACCAACUGGGCAUCUGGCGGGUUCGUGAAUGGAGCACCUGUGGAAGACACGUUCGAGGUCCCUAACCCUGACAUUUUCAGCGGAGCUCAUAGCAUGCCUACAAGAAGUCGCUCGACCGCUAUGAUACCGAUGACUGGCAUUAUGACAGGUGGUGCAAGUUACGACGACAGUUCUAACAAUAGCCCCGCGAGCAGAACAUAUACCGACUUGCCGUCAUACGGUAAUACACAUUUCCCUCGCAAUUUGUCUGCCCCUGCCCUGGGCAACAAUGUCGGCGGUGGUGAGCUUGGUGGUGGCACACGCCCUUCUUCAUUGCCCACCUCUGCACCUCUAAACAGUGGCCGUGAAUCAGAAACAACGUUUACCGAUGUAAAUGUACCACCAAUUAUUCGGGACUAUCAAAAGCUCAUGGAUCCUCUUAAAAACAAUGUCGACGUCGACACAUAUUACGCCUCUCUUGAAGAGGCCAAUGAAUCUCAGCGCCCCAGCGUUCGACUCCCAGAAGAUCCCACCAUUCCUCAUACCCAGAUACAGAAGCGUGCAAUCGUCAAACAAAUGUGUAACGCUAUGGCAAGCGCCCAUCGUGCGCAAGACAACAAACCUAUGAUCAAACCUUUUAAAGAUGGUAGAUACAGCGAUCGGCGAAUGGAAGCGGCAUGCUGGCAAGUCUUGGAAACGGCCAUUGAGCGGCACACUUUUGGUCCAUUGUUGAGUGCCUUUGAUGUCAAACCGAAGAACCAUGAGAUGGUAACAUUUGCCACCAGGAUUGACAAGAUCAUCGAAUGUCUCAUGCUUCACAAGACUAUUUGCAAGCAUCUCCUCGACCCGCUUUAUGUCUAUCACUUUGUUGACGAUCCUGUUCAGGCUGAGAAACGCGUGGUUGCAAACAGGCUGUUAAACAAACGCAAAGGAGAAGUGAUGAAUGCAGGAAAGCAAGUCCUCGGUACCAGAAAGCCUGGUGCCAAAAAGAGGUCUGGCAAAGCUGCUAAAGCCGUUACCCCACCCACAGAUGAAGCUCCUUCAGAUACUCCUGCAAGCUCGAGCACUGGUAUUGAAGGUGGGACACUUACUCCUGACGGGCUCACUCGGAUGGUGAAAGCUGAGCAAAUGAGCUCCUCUCCCAUGCCUAGCAUGGGUACGCCAACUCAAACAUAUACUGCAGCCCAGCAGUAUUCGUCUCCCCCUAUGAUGGGAAACCUUGCUAUGUCGCACAUGCAUAAUCGCCGGAUGAUUGCGCCCACCUCCCACCCGAGGCCCAUAAUGAUGAACCCAAACAUGCCUUACCAUUCUCGUGGUGGCUCUAUCAAUCUUGCUACCAGACGUAAACGUCCCAUGGGUGACUAUGAGGCCUCUUCUCCUGGGAAGCGCCAGCGCUAGUGUCUG
Messenger RNA from Aspergillus pseudotamarii, 1512 nucleotides. RefSeq lists its product as uncharacterized. The record is from RefSeq and is a predicted model, not a curated record. NCBI's taxonomy places the organism in Eukaryota, Fungi, Ascomycota, Eurotiomycetes, Eurotiales, Aspergillaceae. The transcript is spliced from 4 exons. Bases 1 to 1506 code for a protein of 501 amino acids.